AUGGCCAUCGAGACGACCAGUUUCUAUAGUUCGCCUUACCUGGCAGAACUUUACGAGCUCCAGUGGGCGGGGCCAAAUAUGACGGACGUCGACUUGUACGCAAAGGCAUUCAUGGACGCGGUCACUACAAACAGGACAAUAACCCCAAAUCAUCCGGCCACCUUUCUUGAACUCGGUACUGGCUCUGGACGUGUCAUUCUCGGAGUCUUGAAACGAAUGGCAGAGGCAUCAUUCGACAUGAGCAAUAUAAAGAUGAUCGGCCUAGACAAUUCGCAAAACAUGCUGGAUAUGGCUGCCAAAAUGGAGUCUAGGAACAAGGGGAGUUCUCCUGUAACCUGGGCGUUGGGAGACGCGCUGGAACUCGCCCAGUUACCAAUUUUCUCACCUCGAGCAGGCGAGCAUACCACUGUCGACUUCCUGACCUUCCCACUCAGCAGUAUCGUACACAUGGUUGAGGAUGGACAGUUGGAGCGGUUGUUGCAACAAAUCGGCAAGGUUCUCACUCCCGGAACUGGUAGAGCCUACAUCUCCCUUUUCAACUGGUUCCUGAUCCGACCCGACGACGACCUUCAAGCCCGGAUGGACGACGAGACAAUGCCGCCACCGGCAGGCUACCCGAGUGCAGAGUUUCCCAGUAUCCAGUAUUACAGCGAAAUGAAGAAGAGCGAAUACCAAGGGGACCUUGUGAUUUACCGCCAGGAAGUCCAAGUCUUUGAGCAGCGAGAGAACUGCGAGAAGAAGGAGAUUGAGCGCUACCAUGUUACGCAGACUCUCAGGUGGUUUUCCGAGAAUGCACUUCUUGCGGCCGUUGAAGCGGCAGGCUUGCAGGUCGUGGAGCGAAGAAUGGAAAACACUGGCAUUGAUGAGGAAAGCCCCGAUUUCGUGGAAAACAUUUUCAUUUUGCAGCGGAUGUGA
This is a messenger RNA of Trichophyton benhamiae CBS 112371, 915 nucleotides long. RefSeq lists its product as uncharacterized. NCBI's taxonomy places the organism in Eukaryota, Fungi, Ascomycota, Eurotiomycetes, Onygenales, Arthrodermataceae. The transcript has a single exon. The coding region runs from base 1 to 915 and encodes 304 amino acids. The record is from RefSeq and is a predicted model, not a curated record.